AUGCAGUUUUACCAAAAUCUACUUCAUUCUUAUAGCGAAAAAUCCAACCCGAACAGCCCUGACUUUGAAACCACGAUUGAAAAUAUCCCUUUCCUAUGCCGAUCUGAAUCCGGUAGCAAGACUGCACAGCAUUUUGUUGCAAGUUGCCGGCCUGAACAAAUUGAUCAGAUUAUUAGGGUCGUUUCUCCACACUUAGGAGAACUUAUGUCAGACCACUAUGGGUCCUACAUGUGCAGAACUCUUUUCGAUAGAUGUUCCUUCGAGCAGAGAUUGUUUCUUUUUAAUACAAUUAGAGACGAGAUGGUUUCAAUCUCUAAAAUUGGUAAAGGGACCCGCUCUAUGCAACAUAUAAUAAGGGUUGUAAGAUUCCCAGAAGAAGAAGCUGUAUUCCAGCAAGCUUUCAAGGGUCGUAUAUUUGAGCUUUCUAUGAUUAAUAAUGGAUCUCAUGCGAUUCAAGUGUUUUCUGAGUGACAAAAUCGUGAAUUUUUUAUCCGUGAAAUUCUCGGACAUGUCAGAGAGUUGGCAUCUGACAAAUUAGGUGUAAUGGUAAUAAAAAAAAUUAUCGAUGAACCUCGGGUUUUCAAUGAAUUGUUAGAUAAUACUAUUGCGCUAAUGCAAGACAAAUAUGGCAAUUGCGCAUUUCAGCAUAUGCUUGAUUACUGGGGAGAAGAAUGCUCGCUGCCAAUCAUAAAUUGUAUAAAAGGUCAUGCCUUAGGCCUUUGUAUACAGAAAUAUUCGUCAAAUGUGAUGGAUAAGUGCGUGAAAGAAAAAAGAAUGAGACGUGCGAUUAUUAAUGAGCUGAAAAGUGUAGAGAGAAUGCAAGUAUUGCUGGAUAAUCCUUAUGGAUGCUAUUUUUUGAGGACUGCUGCGCUGGAAAUAGAGCUAGAUCAGAAGGAAGGAUUAAAGAGAGCGGUUUUGGCAGCAAUUCCUCUGACUGAGCAGAAAAAUUAUAAGCCACGAUGAAAUGAAAUUUUAUCUUAUCUUCGCUAA
Molecule: messenger RNA, 990 nt
Organism: Blepharisma stoltei
Lineage: Eukaryota; Ciliophora; Heterotrichea; Heterotrichida; Blepharismidae
Source: the annotation of a GenBank genome assembly